Acanthosepion pharaonis is the source of this 1590-nucleotide messenger RNA. The record is from the annotation of a GenBank genome assembly. Lineage: Eukaryota; Metazoa; Mollusca; Cephalopoda; Sepiida; Sepiidae.
AUGGAUUUUUCUUUCUUUCUUUUUGUCUUUCAUUCUUCUUUCUUUCUUUCUUUCUUUCUUUCUUUUUGUCUUUCAUUCUUCUUUCUUUCUUUCUUUCUUUCUUUUUGUCUUUCAUUCUUCUUUCUUUCUUUCUUUCUUUCUUUUUGUCUUUCAUUCUUCUUUCUUUCUUUCUUUUUGUCUUUCAUUCUUCUUUCUUUCUUUCUUUCUUUUUGUCUAUCAUUCUUCUUUCUUUCUUUUUGUCUUUCAUUCUUCUUUCUUUCUUUCUUUGUUUUUGUCUUUCAUUCUUCUUUCUUUCUUUCUUUCUUUCUUUUUGUCUUUCAUUCUUCUUUCUUUCUUUCUUUCUUUUUGUAUUUCAUUCUUCUUUCUUUCUUUCUUUCUUUGUUUUUGUCUUUCAUUCUUCUUUCUUUCUUUCUUUUUGUCUUUCAUUCUUCUUUCUUUCUUUUUGUCUUUCAUUCUUCUUUCUUUCUUUCUUUAUUUCUUUCUUUGUUUUUGUCUUUCAUUCUUCUUUCUUUCUUUCUUUCUUUUUGUAUUUCAUUCUUCUUUCUUUCUUUCUUUGUUUUUGUCUUUCAUUCUUCUUUCUUUCUUUCUUUCUUUCUUUUUGUCUUUCAUUCUUCUUUCUUUCUUUUUUUCUUUCUUUUUGUCUUUCAUUCUUCUUUCUUUCUUUCUUUCUUUGUUUUUGUCUUUCAUUCUUCUUUCUUUCUUUCUUUCUUUAUUUUUGUCUUUCAUUCUUCUUUCUUUCUUUUUGUCUUUCAUUCUUCUUUCUUUCUUUCUUUCUUUCUUUGUUUUUGUCUUUCAUUCUUCUUUCUUUCUUUCUUUCUUUUUGUAUUUCAUUCUUCUUUCUUUCUUUCUUUGUUUUUGUCUUUCAUUCUUCUUUCUUUAUUUUUGUCUUUCAUUCUUCUUUCUUUCUCUGUUUUCUUUCUUUUGAUAAUUUUAAAGCUCUCCUAUUUUUCCGAUUUUUCAUUUAAUUAUUUAUUUAUUUAUAUAUAUUCCAAUGUUUACUUCUUGUUCUUUCUUUCUUUCUUUCUUUCUUUCUUUCUUUCUUUCUUUCUUUCUUUCUUUCUUUCCCAAUUCUUUAAUUCACAUUCUUUAAUUCUUUCCAAAAUAUAUUCCUUUUUUUAUUUGCCUCUCUUUUCGUCGUUUUUUAUUUGUAAUUUUCCUUUCUUCAUUUAUUUCAUUCAUUGUCUAUUCUUUCUUUCUAUCUCCAUUAUUUUCUCUUUUAACCCAAGUCUCUUUUCAUGUUUCAUUCUUUCGCCGAGCUUCUCAUUCUUUCAAAUUCUUCCUUUUUCUUUGUUUACGCCUUUCAAUUUUAUUCCUUUAUUUUAUCAUUUCAUUUUCUCUGUUCUUUUUCCAUUCCCUUUUAUUUCCCUGGAAAAUUUGUUAUCUCUUACGAAUAAUCAUCGAAAAAUCAUUUGUUUCAACCAUUGCUUUACAGCUGAAGCAAAAGCCCUUUGUCAUUCCAGGAAUCCAGCCGUCUUUCUCUCUCUCUCUCUCUCUCUCUCUCUGUCUCUGUCUCUCUUUCUCUGUCUCUGUCUCUCUCUCUCUUUCUCUCUGUCUCUCUGUCUCUCUGUCUCUCUCUCUCUCUCUCUGUGA